AGAACAAGUGCACAGCAACAAGAAGCAUUUCUGAAAAGCAACAUAGGUGUUUGCUGGAAGGAACCCAGUGCAGGAAAAUAAAUCAGGGAUCAUGGUGAAAAAGAUCUGUGUGGUUGGGGCAGGUUCCAGUGGUCUAGCGGCCAUCAAAUGCUGCUUAGAAGAGGACUUGGAGCCCACAUGCUUUGAGAGAUAUCAUGACAUUGGGGGUCUAUGGAGGUACAAGGAAGACCCUGAAGAAGGACGUGCUAGCAUCUAUAAAUCUGUGAUCAUAAACACAUCCAAGGAGAUGAUGUGCUUCAGUGAUUAUCCCAUUCCAGAUGACUUCCCCAACUACAUGCACAACUCCAAAAUCAUGGACUAUUUCCGCAUGUAUGCCAAGAACUUUAAUUUGCUAAAAUACAUCCGCUUUAAGACAACAGUGUGUAGCAUUAAGAAGCGACCUGACUUUGCUAUCAGCGGCCAAUGGAAAAUUGUGACUGAGUGUGAUGGAAAGCAGGACAUGGGCAUCUAUGACGGAGUGCUACUGUGCAGUGGGCAUCAUACUUUCCCUAAUCUUCCACUGGAAUCCUUUCCAGGUAUCGAGAAGUUUAAAGGCCAGUACUUCCACAGUCGGGAAUACAAAUACCCUCAUUCAUUCCAGGACAAGAGGAUCAUUGUCAUUGGCAUAGGAAAUUCUGGAGGGGACUUGGCAGUAGAGCUAAGUACUGUUGCCCAACAGGUAUACCUUAGCACCAGGAGAGGAGCGUGGGUCAUCAAUCGAGUCCAUGAUGAAGGCUACCCACUGGAUGUCGUUCUAUUGAGCCGAUUUAAAAACGUUAUCAAGGAGUUCAUGACUACUGACAUGCUGAAUUGCUGGGUUGAGAAAAGGCUAAAUGCACGUUUUAAUCAUGAGAACUUUGGCCUCAAACCUAAGCACAGAAUUCUCAGCCAACACCCAACCAUCAACGAUGACCUCCCAAACCGCAUCAUCUCUGGCAAAGUGAUUAUGAAGACCAACGUGAAGGGGUUCACAGAAACUGACGCCAUUUUUGAAGAUGGAACGAUAGAAAAAAACAUUGAUGUGGUAUUUUUUGCCACUGGGUACAGCUUUUCCUUUCCCUUCUUUGAAGACUCCGUUCUUAACGCCGAAAACAACAAGAUACCAUUGUACAAAUUUGUUUUCCCUCCACAUUUAGAGAAGACAACGGUGGCUUGUAUAGGCCUUAUUCAGCCCCUUGGGGCCAUCAUGCCUGUCUCAGAGCUGCAAUGUCGCUGGGCAGUGCGUGUUUUCAAAGGCCUGGCUAAACUGCCUUCCCAGGAGGACAUGCUGGCAGAUGUAGCCUGCAAGAAGAAAGAAAUGGAAUGCCGAUAUGUGACGAGCCCUCGGCACACAAUCCAAGUUGACUAUUUGGAUUACAUGGAUGAAUUGGCUUCCCAGUUUGGAGUGAAACCAAACCUUUUGCACUUCCUCUUUACUGACCCAAUUUUAGCCUGGGAGAUGUUCUUUGGGCCCUGCACUCCCUAUCAGUAUAGACUGAUGGGGUCCAACAAAUGGAGUGGAGCGAGGAAGGCAAUCCUUACCCAACAAGAGCGCAUUAUUAAACCCACAAAGUCCAGAGUACUGGUUGAUGAUGACAUGAAAAAACACCAUUCUGUGAUACCUUUCCCUCUGAAACUCCUGGCUGUCUUUGCCCUCCUGGCUGCAGUUUACUUCAUCUGUCUUUAACUAUUGUAAUGGCUAUGCCAUUUCAUUGCUCAUUAUUUUAUACAGAACAUAAUCAGCAUCACAAAGUUUAAUAUAUACAACAGCUUCAUAGAAUGAAUAGCGUAUUUCACCUGCAGACAUACACCUUAAUUAUAUGAUCUUGUUCGACAUGAAUCCAAUAACGGAGACCUGAAUCAUGAAUAAAUAAUUAAGGGCAUUCCUUAAGUAGACUUGGGCGUUGGAGUUAAAGGAGACCUAUCACCCGAAAAAAAGUAUUCCAAAUCCUAUUUUAUCAUGUUUGUCACGCGCAAAAUAAACAUAGAGGAGGGGCAGACAAUA
Molecule: messenger RNA, 2023 nt
Organism: Xenopus laevis (African clawed frog)
Lineage: Eukaryota; Metazoa; Chordata; Amphibia; Anura; Pipidae
Gene: fmo5.2.S
Product: flavin containing dimethylaniline monoxygenase 5 gene 2 S homeolog
Cellular component (GO): endoplasmic reticulum membrane
Molecular function (GO): N,N-dimethylaniline monooxygenase activity; NADP binding; flavin adenine dinucleotide binding
Source: RefSeq, marked provisional